CGCACCAUCAUUGGAGCCAACACCACUGGCAACCCCUGGAAAGAUAAAUGUCAUUAGAAGCACCAGGUUCAUGGACGAUUUAGGAAAAGAAAUAAAGCUGUACCGGACUCGCAGCCUGCAGAAGCGAGGGGCGUUAGUUUUGUUCAGCUACUCCGAGUUCACCACCGGGGAAAACUUCAGGGACAUUGCUAGCGACAGCAAGAUGUUGCUGGAUCUGUUCAGGCAGAUCGGCUUUAGGCUCAACCUGUCCUACGAGAACAAAACUAAACGGGAAACAUUGGACUUAAUAAAGGGCCUCAAGCUGGCAGGAUUCGAGUGUGUUUUCUGCGUGUUUUCGUCCCACGGGUACGGCCGGGACGGCAUGUGGGACACCGAGAUCCGCUGCACGGACGGCGGCCUGAUCUCUUCCCAUGAAAUUGUAGACCUCUUCAACAGUGAAAACCACCCGACGCUGGACGGGGUACCUAAGGUGUUCAUAUUUCAGGCAUGCCGCGGUAAGAAAUUGCCGCCGGAGCUGCAGGGAGUGAUAACGGACGUCUCAAACUUUAACGAUGCUACCGAGGCGCGUGACUCCCGCAGCCGCGGACGGAGCUACUCCGAUAUACUCAUCGCACACUCCACGCUGCCAGGUUUCGUCUCACCCCGCAACGAGGGUGACAACAGUGGCUCCUGGUACAAGCAAGCGCUGUGCUCGGUAUUCGCCGCGCACGCGCACGACCACCACGUGCUCGAGCUCUUCCAACUAGUCGACGAGGCGCUCAAGCGACGUUGCCACGCCGCUACCACCACUGUUGAGAGCUGGGGCUUCAACAAGCAUCUCUACUUGCAUCCUGGCUUGACUGAAGACGCCAAUGGGAAUCCUAAACCCAUGUAAAGUUCAAAAGACCAGUUUGCUCAAGCGACGUUGCCACGCCGCUACCACCACUGUUGAGAGCUGGGGCUUCAACAAGCAUCUCUACUUGCAUCCUGGCUUGGCAGAAGACUCCAA
Molecule: messenger RNA, 988 nt
Organism: Cydia fagiglandana
Lineage: Eukaryota; Metazoa; Arthropoda; Insecta; Lepidoptera; Tortricidae
Product: caspase Dronc-like
Exons: 5
Coding region: 71-874 (267 amino acids)
Biological process (GO): proteolysis
Molecular function (GO): cysteine-type endopeptidase activity
Source: RefSeq, a predicted model, not a curated record